Messenger RNA from Drosophila guanche, 3742 nucleotides. RefSeq names its product ubiquitin-protein ligase E3A (gene Ube3a). Gene Ontology annotation, molecular function: ubiquitin protein ligase activity. The transcript has 8 exons. Lineage: Eukaryota; Metazoa; Arthropoda; Insecta; Diptera; Drosophilidae. The record is from RefSeq and is a predicted model, not a curated record. Bases 381 to 3455 code for a protein of 1024 amino acids. Gene Ontology annotation, biological process: protein polyubiquitination; ubiquitin-dependent protein catabolic process.
UUUUCAAUAUUGCUUCUUGGCCCCAUCGACUUAUAAACACACUUUAGUCUUUCAGUUAAAAGUCAAAAUUCGUAGGCUUAUUUAUGUUGUGAAAAGUGAAAACUGUGAAAAGAGGCACAACAGUUAAUUUUCCAAUGCCCCGCAAGCCGAGGCAGCGUGUCGGGAACGAGGUCAAAGCACACAAUUCGAGCAGAGCAGCAGCGAGCGGAGGACAGGGACCUCAGCAUCGAUUUUUUUGCACCCUUUUUUGUGCUUAAUUUCGCAUCGAAUUUUAGCACACAAAGAGACGUCGCGCAGGUAGCACGCAACCCGAAGAAGAGAUCACAGAAACGAAACGAAACGUAGGAAAAAUUUAGUGGAACGUUCAGCCGAAUCGCAGAAUGAGCGGCGGCAGUGGGGAGGAACGCGAACAGCCACGGCAAACUUCGCCGUUGCCUGGCGUCUCAAGCAGCGCAUCGACAUCUGCCUCGACGGGGCCCGGUGGGCGGGCCACACCGGAGAUGAAACGCUCGGCAGUGCGCAGCCUCAUUCAGCGUUAUUUCCACCAGUUGCAGUCCGGCUGCGGCAAUGCGGCCUGCACCAAUGAUAACUGUGCAUCCAGCGGCAAGGUGGCACCCAUGACGCCCAACGAGGUGGCAGCACGGGCACUACAGUUAUUCUCACAGGACGCACAGCUGUGCGAGAGCCUGGGACAAGCGGAGGCGGAAGCGUCACACUCGGUGGCUCCCGUGUCUGUCAUCAGCACUCUCGAUAUCGACAUGCUCUCACCCAACGACAGCAGCAGCAGCAGCAACAGUAGCAGCAGCAGUAGCAACAGCUCCACUAGCACCAUUACCUCCGCCAGCACCACAACAACAACCAGCACACAAUCGCAGAGCGUGCCGGCCCCCAAAUCGGUUUCAGUUCCCGGUCCAAGUGCAAGUUCAAGCGCGAGAGCUACGCCACCUGCAGCCGCACCCAUCACAUCCUCCGCCUCCUCGUCUGGCGCGUGCACAACAAAUCUGUCGGAAGUCAAGUCGCUGGAGGCCAGCUGUCUGAUAUCGCUGUACGAGGAGUGCGUCAAAAAGGACAGCUACGACAAGCUCUAUCAGGCCGUGGGGGAUGUCUUCUCGUGCGUGGAACGACUCAGCAGAAGCUUUGUGCGUACUCCCGACACAGAGGAAGAGGAGGAGCCGCCAGCAGCUAGCCAGCCGCUAUUCCCAGCCAAGCCUGCGGAGCCCCUAAACAAGGAGCAGCUGCGCACACUGGAGGGCGAGCACGACAAGGAUGAGGACAGCACACAGCAGGCGGGCGCAGUGGCAAAUACAGACACAGCAGCAGCCGCAGCGGUGGAGCCAGACCUGGAAAAUGACGAUGAUGCCGGGCCGGAGGAUGUCGACGAUGAGGAUGUGCCCAUGGAGCCAGCACCCAAAUGUGAGUCCAAAGCUGAGCCGCUGGAUCCGUCGAUGAGCAGCGACACGCUGGUGGAUUUUGAUGGACUGCGACGUGUGCAGCGGCUGCUGUUUGCCUCCAAAUCGCGCACAGUCACGGACAAGCUGACCAGCAGCGUCAUCCAACUGGCCGACUGGAUACACUACAUGCGGCGCUACACACCAGACUGGGAGAAGGUUGUCCAUUGUUUGGUUAUUUGCUUUGAUUUGGCCACGAACACCAACAACAUGGACUAUCUGGAUCGUGUGCUGCCCAAGCUGUGUCUUGCCGCCGCCUCCAUGUCUGUCAAGGCUCAGGCGCGCUUGGCACGCAUUUGGGCAGCGCAUUGCUCGGAUCAGCUGCAAACGUUGGUUUCCUCCUGCCAGCAGCAAAUCACGCUGCAGGUGCUGCUGGACGAGGAAUCGGUGCGCGAGAAUGAGCACAUUAAAUGCGUGACCAAAGUGCUGAAGAUUGUUUUCUAUGCCAACAUUUUGGCCAGCGAACUGGAGCGUCCCUCGUGCCGUGUCUCAGCGGAUGAGCUGGCGGAGAGUGCCGCCAGCACUUCAGCGGAUGGUGUGCCCCCGGAGGAGGAUCUCUUUCUGUACAAUCAGGUAAUGCAUCCGCAUAUGCCCAAGUUCGCGGAGGAUCAAAUGGAGAAGGCACUCAAGGUCUCCGCCAUCGAUUGCCGCAAGCCGCUGGUGCCGCUCGAGGAGUUCUACAAUGAGGCGCUCAGCGAGAAUAUACAAAUGCAUCACGACUACCUCUCGUACAAGUCGCUGGCCAUGGAGAGCGAGGUGGGCUCCAGUCACAGCACUUACUUCUCCUUCAUGCUGUACGCGUUUAUACUGACGCCCGCGACCAAGGUGGAUGCGCUGUACUACGACAGUCGCAUGCGCAUGUACAGCGAACGCUACUCCACGCUCUAUUCGAUCAUCAAUAACUUUGGCCAGGACGGGCAGGAUGCCCAGCAUCGGCCGGAUCUCAAGCUGACAGUGCGACGUGAUCAGCUCAUCAAUGAUGCGCUUGUGGGGCUGGAACUGGUUGCCAUGAGCAAUCCCAAGGAUCUCAAGAAGCAGCUUGUUGUGGAGUUUGUCGGUGAGCAGGGCAUCGACGAGGGCGGCGUAUCCAAAGAGUUCUUUCAACUGAUUGUUGAGGAAAUAUUUAAUCCAGCUUUUGGCAUGUUUGUGCAGCAAGAGGAGACCAAUAAUAUGUGGUUCAAUGCCACACCCUUCGAGAAUGGCGCGCAAUUCACGCUCAUUGGCAUCAUCAUUGGACUGGCAAUUUACAACAACGUCAUUCUGGCUGUGAACUUCCCCAUGGUCGUGUAUCGCAAGCUCUUGGGCUAUCGCGGCACUUUCUGUGAUCUGCGCGACUACAGUCCCACGCUGUACACGAGCCUCAAGUCCAUGCUGGACUUUGAGGGGCAGAACAUGGAGGAGGCUUUCGAUCAGACCUUUAAGAUCAGCUACAGCAAUGUCUUCGGGGAGAUGGUGGAGCAUGAGCUGGUGCCGCAAGGCCAGGAGGUGCUUGUGGGGCAGCACAACAAGCAGCUUUUUGUGGACCUCUACGCGGAUUUUCUGCUCAACAAGAACAUACAGCAGCAGUUUAAUUCCUUCCGCAAGGGCUUCGAAAUGGUCACCGAUGAGUCGCCGCUGAAGCUGCUCUUCCGUCCCGAGGAGAUCGAGAUGCUGGUCUGCGGCAGUCGCGAAUUCGACUUUGUGGAGCUGGAACACUCCACGGAGUACGAUAGCGGCUACACGGAAGAGACGCAAAUAAUUCAAGACUUUUGGAAAAUUGUGCACGCCAUGCCGAAUGAGUCGAAGCGCAAGCUUCUCGAAUUUACCACAGGAUCGGCGCGUGUGCCCGUCGGUGGACUCAAGUGUUUGCGUCUGUUGAUCACGCGGCAUGGGCCGGACAGCGAUCGGCUGCCCACAUCGCACACCUGCUUCAAUGUGCUGCUCCUGCCGGAGUACAGCAGCAAGGAGAAGCUGGAGGAGCGCCUGCUGAAGGCAAUCAACUACUCGAAGGGCUUCGGCAUGCUGUAGGCAGUGGGACCACAGGACAGUCUGGGAACCAAUUGCAUCGUAACUGAUACCACCUCUCUAGGAUCGAAGGAACGAAGGACGAUGACGAUGGAUGAUUAUUUUGGGUUAAUGUUUAUAUUUUUAGUUUGGGUUAUGCCAUUUAUUUUUGAUACAACUCAAAUGAGACAAUAUACCAUACAUAUAUGCUCAAUUUCUGGCGCGAUGGCAAGCAAACAACAUAAAAAGAAGAAUAAUGAUGAACGGACACGACUUUCACGACUAAACUCUCGAGAAACUCUCUCCACACU